CGAUCUUUCACGAUUUCUUGUAUUGCAAGUAAUACGUUUUGGCUUUGGAGGUGAGAUUUGGUUAAUUAAUGCAUGAGAAAACCACAAAGGAGAGGAGGAACGAUGGCGAUGGAGAAGUCUAGCUCAAAGUACAGAACACAGUUCUGGUACGUUGCAAUGGCCUCUUUCCUCCUCUGGCUUGUCUUGCUUUACCUUUUCAGUUCUUCCGCAAAAACCGUUCAUAACCACGAGAGAUUGUUCCGGCAAGAAAACAUCAUCGAUCUCCCUGUCGAAAACGUCGCACAGAACCAUGAAUCUUAUGAAGCUCCUGUCGUUGUCUCUGAGGCCAUUUCCGUUGACAACAGCUCUCUUCCUGUCUCUGUCGAUUCAUCUCCCGUUGUUGAUCAGAUGUCAGAAGACAAGAAGGUCGUGACUGAUCUCGUUGAGGAGCUCGAGAAAGAAAGGGUUGAGAAAGAGAAGAAGAGAGUUGAUACGGUUGUAACUGGACGGUCAUCGAGGACAAGGAGAGGAAAUCGAGAGUCACGAAAGACGAGAUCUUCGGGUAGAUUGGAGGCAGAUAUGAAAAGGGUUCGUCGUAGUAUUGAUGAUGAUGAGAGCAAUUUGGAGGAGAACAGUGUUGAGAAUCAUCAAUCAUCCGACAAAGAACCAAACUAUUUCGAGUCUAAGACUAACGUGGAACCCAAGAAAGAACAAGUUGAUGAUAAUGAUGAAGACUUGGAAAACAAGAAAGGCAAGGAAUUGGAGAAUGAUGGAUCUGAUAAUGAUCUCCAAGGUGAUGAUAACACCGCUAAAAUAGUAUCCAAACCAAAAACUCAGAGAAACUACGCGUCGAGUAACAGUACUUCCCAGGCCAAAACCAGAGUAAAUACCAAGAGAAACCAACCUAAGAAAGAUCAGAAAGUUAUGCUACAGCCAAUAGAAACAAGACGUAACGAUCCAUGUAAAGGAAAAUACGUGUAUAUGCACGAGGUGCCAGCUUUGUUUAACGAAGAGCUUCUCAAGAACUGCUGGACAUUGAGUAGGUGGACUGAUAUGUGUGAAUUAACGUCCAAUUUUGGUUUAGGCCCUCGUCUACCGAACAUGGAAGGAGUUUCUGGUUGGUAUGCCACGAACCAAUUCACAUUGGAAGUGAUAUUUCACAACAGGAUGAAGCAGUACAAGUGCUUGACCAAAGACUCGUCUCUAGCUUCCGCGGUGUUUGUACCUUACUAUCCGGGUUUAGACUUGAUGAGGUUUUUAUGGGGACCGUUCCCUUCCAUGAGAGAUGCCGCGGCGCUUGAUUUGAUGAAGUGGCUUAGGGAGAGUCAGGAGUGGAAGAGGUUGGACGGAAGAGAUCAUUUCAUGGUGGCUGGUCGCACCACUUGGGACUUUAUGCGUACACCGGAGAAUGAAUCCGACUGGGGCAAUAGGUUAAUGAUCUUACCGGAAGUAAGAAACAUGACGAUGUUACUAAUCGAGUCAAGCCCGUGGAACUAUCACGGUUUCGCGGUUCCUUACCCGACCUAUUUCCACCCUUCAACCUACGCAGAGAUCAUCCAAUGGCAGAUGCGAAUGAGAAGAAUGAAUCGUCGUUACCUAUUCUCCUUUGUAGGUGCCCCACGUCCAAACCUCGGUGACAGCAUAAGAACCGAGAUCAUGGACCAAUGCAAAGCCUCCAAAAGUAAAUGCAAGCUUCUUGAAUGCGUUUCAGGUUCUCAAAAAUGCUAUAAACCCGACCAAAUCAUGAAAUUCUUCUUGAGUUCAACGUUCUGUCUCCAACCUCCGGGUGACUCAUACACACGCCGCUCCACUUUUGACUCGAUCUUAGCAGGCUGCAUACCGGUUUUCUUCCAUCCGGGAUCAGCUUACGCGCAAUAUGUUUGGCAUUUGCCUAAAGAUAUAGCGAAGUAUUCUGUUUUUAUACCGGAGAAAAACGUGAAAGAAGGUAAAGUGAGUAUAGAGAACAUUUUGAGUAGGAUCCCGAGGACGAGAAUUUUCGCGAUGAGAGAACAAGUGAUAAGACUGAUACCGAGGUUAAUGUAUUUUAACCCGUUGAGCAAGAGCGAAGAUACGGGAAGGUUUGAAGAUGCAUUCGAUGUCGCGGUGGAAGGAGUGUUGCAAAGAGUAGAUGGGUUAAGGAAGAGGAUUGAGGAAGGGAACGAGGAGAUCUUUGAUUUCCCUGAGCAGUAUUCUUGGAAAUAUAAUGUGUUUGGGAAUGUUGAGAAGCAUGAGUGGGAUUCUUACUUUGAUAGGCCAUGAAUUGAUUUUGUGUUUGAUAUGUUUUCAAAUUUAUUGGAAGAGUAGACAUGUAGUUGUGAUUGUGAUGGUAGAAAAGAAGUCACGAGGCUCUUAUUUUUUUGAAUUAGUUUUGUUUGAACUUUAUAAGGAUUUGUUUCUAGAUU
Messenger RNA from Capsella rubella, 2381 nucleotides. Its product is annotated as probable xyloglucan galactosyltransferase GT11. Gene Ontology annotation, molecular function: glycosyltransferase activity. The record is from RefSeq and is a predicted model, not a curated record. Bases 73 to 2238 code for a protein of 721 amino acids. The transcript is spliced from 2 exons. Lineage: Eukaryota; Viridiplantae; Streptophyta; Magnoliopsida; Brassicales; Brassicaceae.